AUCCACGGCUGCUCUUGUCGGACAGCGCUGUCAUAUCGAUUCAAGGCCACUGCCAUACCUUGCCUCGUUCGAGCUUUGUUUGUUGCAAACACCAAAAUGAUCAAGAGCGUUCUACUCGUUUUCGCCAUGGAGGCUGAGGCGCAGCCGCUCAUCCAAGCUCUUGGCCUGAAGGAGGAUGUGCCGGCAAAGAUCGUCGGUCCCGCGCCCUGCGUGACCUACUCUGGCGAGCACCAGGGGCUGGCUGUGCACGUGGUGUGGAACGGCAAGUGCAAGGACCACGGCGUUGACAACGUGGGCACCGUGCCCGCCUCGCUGUCCACCUACCUGGCUGUGCUGGCCUUCAAGCCCGAUGUGGUCAUCUCUGCGGGUACCUGCGGCGGCUUCAAGGCUCAGGGUGCCGCCAUCGGUGACGUGUUCCUGGGCAGUGCCGUGAUCAACCACGACCGCCGCAUCCCGCUGCCCGCCUUCGACAAGUACGGGCUGGGCCACGCAGCGCUGCUGGCCACGCCCCACCUGCAGGCCGCUCUGGGCCUCAAGUCGGGUGUGGUGAGCAGCGGCAACAGCCUCGACUACACGGACAAAUGCAUGGAGAUCAUGACCGGCCACGGCGCCGCGCUCAAGGAGAUGGAAGCCGCCGCCAUCGCCUGGGCGUGCGCGCUGUACAAGGUGCCGCUGAUGUGCGUCAAGGCGGUGACGGACAUUGUGGACGGCGACCGGCCCACGGCGGAGGAGUUCCUGGAGAACCUGCACUCGGCGGCGGCGGCGCUGCAGGGCACGCUGCCCAAGGUGCUGGGCUUCCUGGCGGGCAAGGAGCUGCAGGCGCUGUGAGCUGGGAGCUAGGGGGCGCUGGGAGCUGGGAGCGAGGGGGCGCGCUGGGAGCUGGGAGCGUGGGUGCUGGGAGCUGGAAGUGUGGGCGCUGUGAGUGGGCGGUGUGGGCGCUGUGAUCGCCGUGUGUGUGUGUGUGGGCGCCCGGGAGGGGUGGGAGAGGCGAUUGGUUGGAGAGGUGACAGGUGGGAGAAGGGUUGAAAGGCAGGGAGUGGUGGUGAUCAUGGUGACGCUCAGUUUAGGCAAGUGGAUGGGACGCGAGUGUUGAGCAGCGUGGUGGCACGUGGCCGGGAGCAGGAAGUGCUUUGAUUGGUGCGGCGUGAGCGAGCGAGAGGUGUCCCAGUGCUGAGCGUGUGAGUCAUGUGACCGACUGCGGGGGCACAAUGUGACAAGGACACUUGCGUGAGCAAGCUCAACCUGCAUCGUGCGGUGGGGGCGUCCAGCCGUCUGUCGCGCGGCUGCGCUGCUUUACACCGUCUGUCCGUCUCCUUGGGAUCCGUGACUUGUAACGCGCUUUUGAU
Molecule: messenger RNA, 1346 nt
Organism: Chlamydomonas reinhardtii
Lineage: Eukaryota; Viridiplantae; Chlorophyta; Chlorophyceae; Chlamydomonadales; Chlamydomonadaceae
Product: 5'-methylthioadenosine nucleosidase
Exons: 6
Coding region: 127-828 (233 amino acids)
Biological process (GO): nucleoside metabolic process
Molecular function (GO): methylthioadenosine nucleosidase activity
Source: RefSeq, a predicted model, not a curated record